GUCUCAGCAAUGUGUCAUUGAAAUAUAAUUUUGUUUGAACCACCAAUCAUGACCUACGAAAAAAUAAUCCACUUAACCUAAAAAUAGUCAUUCUAGUCAUAACUGUCAUGGCUGCCACACAGUCUGACAGAGGGACAAAGGUGUGUUCUACAAACCCUGACGACAGGUUACACUGUGUGUGCACACAGAUUAUGUAUGGAGAGGAGGUCGCUGAUUGUUAAGAAGAUACUGAAGCAGAAAUCCGAGUCGACGGAUUGUCCUAGAUUGACAUCCCAUAUAAUGGACGGGUGUUUUAAAUCACGUGGUUCUCAUCCAUCUGGCGGAUCGUUUCUGCUUCGUUUUUUUGUAUUAGCCUUUUUCUUGAGUCUUUACAUCUCAUUACACUCAAACGUGUCAGGAGAAGGAAACCAAAUGAUGUGCACUGUUCCCUCAGUGAAACCAAGAAGAAGCACAGUCCUCACGUGUUAUUUUCCUGAAGAUGUCAGUGAAACAAAGAGAGAUUUUACUGUCUAUCGAUACAUUGACAGCCGUCCAGAUGUCGUCCUUGACUGCUGGUGGUGGUUGGGGAAGUUAUCCUGCUUCACGUGUCAAGGAUACAAAUACGACAGAAGGAUAUCCACCAAACUGUCGCUGGUGAUUCCCCGAGUUUCAGCAUCUGAGCUCGGCACGUACGAUUGUCGACUAAUGAGCUAUGGACCUGACUCCUUUAGCUGUGACCUCAACAUCAAGCUAGACGGAAGAUCAACCUGCGAUAUCCCUUCCGUCAAACCGGAAACACAAACUGCAGUCACGUGCUACUUUCCCGAGGACCUCAGCAAGUCUCACACAGACUUUAUUGUCUAUCAUCACUCUAGCCAAGGUUCAGAUGCUGUGUUGAACUGCACGUGGGAUGGAGACAUUCUGAACUGCACCACUUCUCAAGGUUUUCAGUUUGACAGGAGAGUGUCCAAAUACCUCAAUCUCACAAUAACUAAUGCUACAGAGGCUCACGAAGGAACAUACAGCUGUCAGAGCUCAGGCUCGGAGCCGUUUCUCUACAAUAACUGUUCUUUUACACUUCAGAAAGCUGCAAAUUCGUCCUGUUCAGUUUCAAAUGUGAAGGACUUGGACUUGGCAGAACUAACCUGCAUCUUCAGUGUUGAUAUUAGUAAAGCCAGGCAGGACUUCAGGGUAAUCCGUCUUAAGGGUCGAGGCAUCACUGUCGUUAGCUGCACGUGGCUGGAUGACCAGCUGGACUGCACCAACGAGCCGGGAUACGCCCUCGGCACCAACGUCACGGAUCGCGUCGUCAUCACACUGCCUCGAACGUCACGUCGGCAAAAUGUGACGUACGUUUGUCACCUGGAAGGCUCGGAGCCUGCUGACUCUCAGUCGUGUGAUGUUACCUUUAUAGCAGACCCUGUGAAAGUCUCAUACACAACCGUUAUUGUAGUAGCAAGUAUUGGAGCUGCUUCUCUGAUAGCAAUCAUCAUCUCCUGUGUGAUUCUUCUGUGUAGGUUACUACGAGAAAAAAGACGUUCUUUGAAGAGACGAGAUUCUGAAGAAAAGCUAAAACUGUUGCGAAAGAAGAAUAAGGAAAUCACACAUAAUUUCAUCAACUACCUCACAUCGUCCUGCCUGAAAACAUAUAAAGACAUUGAUACACGUUUUUAUUUCGUACCAUCGUUAUACCUAAACAAAAAUACAUACACACUGUGAGUUUGCCGGUGAGAAGGUUUUAAUAACCC
Molecule: messenger RNA, 1727 nt
Organism: Pomacea canaliculata
Lineage: Eukaryota; Metazoa; Mollusca; Gastropoda; Architaenioglossa; Ampullariidae
Exons: 11
Coding region: 196-1698 (500 amino acids)
Source: RefSeq, a predicted model, not a curated record